Molecule: messenger RNA, 2098 nt
Organism: Magnolia sinica
Lineage: Eukaryota; Viridiplantae; Streptophyta; Magnoliopsida; Magnoliales; Magnoliaceae
Exons: 3
Coding region: 1350-1643 (97 amino acids)
Source: RefSeq, a predicted model, not a curated record
UCUUUUUUCUUUGGGUGAAAUUGGGCAAGUUUGAGUUGAAGCUUAUCAAGUGGUUUGGAGUGUGUUGAAAUGCAUUGAAGCAAUUGAAAAUGCUGCUUAGUUCUCCUGUUUAAUCACUGUCAACUGCAGAUUGAAUUCAUCUCAUCCAUUCGUCUUGUUUGUUUGCGGGAUACAUAGUUUUGCUAAUUAUGUGGACUUAACAAUUUUAAGUAAAUGGGUUGGGCUUGGAUUGAGCCCUAGUCAACUUGUUCUACCCCUAUAAGUUAUCAAUGGGUUGAGUUGGUUGAUCCAACUAGACUUAGCCCAGCUGAUCAGAUGGUGGCUUAUAUCUCUGUAGUUUCUUCAUUUUACAUGUUCUUGCCUUGAAUUGAAAUCUCAUGUCACUAAAAUUUGCUUGAUUCUGUGGAAAUCUUUAGGAACCCUGAAGAGAUCCCAUGGGGUAAGACUGGUGCUGAGUAUGUUGCAGAAAGGAGGUCCAUAGCAAAUAAUGAUGAAGGAUUGCUAUGUGUGCAGAAGACCAUGUUAUGAAUGAGCCGUUCUAAAUCUUGUUUUCCCAGACAGUUCUUCAAACUUUUUAUUCCACUUGCUAAUGUUCCUUGAUACAAAUCAUGUAGUCCCUGUAUUUCUAUAUGGAGCAGCAGAUGAGCUCCAUAUUUUCUGUUUCUUUGCUUUACCUCUGUCUCUCUUUUCAUUUUUUUCUGUUUUCGAUGGCAAGAGCUGCAAAUGCAUAAGAUACUUAGAAUGGUAAUGUAUAUCUUCCUUUUCUCUCUCUUUCCAUCUGAGCCCAUGCAUGUAGAGCCACCUGCCAAGGUAUAGUAUACAAAGAAGAAAUGCAUCUAGGUCUCUGGGUUCUUUUAAAAGCUUUGAAAAAAUGGGUUGGGGGAUUUGCCUUCUUUUAAAGUGUAUGGAGAUUUGCCUUCUCAAAGUCAGUCUGCAGUUUCUCAACAUUCUGCUGUUCCUCAGGGCAUUUUGGUGCGUCUCUAUUAUCUAUUCCUUUGCUUAGGCAACCUGAAAUCUAACAUUUAAUGUCAAGUUUCCUAAUGUUAUGGACCAUGGAUGGAUUGACUUUUUGCCUGAAAUAUGAUGUAGUGGCAAAGUAGAUGUUUUUCCCACAUCAGUUUCUUUAUGACUCUUGGGGUCCGUGCAAUGAAAAGUAUCACCUCUUUUCUAUAAUCCGGUAUGUUGAUGGAUUCUUGCCCUGUUGCUGCAUCUUUUUUGGUAGUUGAGUUUAUUUAUCACUAAUAGGAUAAACAUUUGUACAUUGCUGAUUAGAGAAACUUUACUAAUGUGACUUUUUUCUCUAAUGGAUUUUGAUUAUAUUUUCUUGCUUGUAGGAUAUUAUUCAGGCGAUGCCCCAUGAUGCAAACCCAAUGGGCGUGCUUGUCAGUGCGAUGAGUACUCUUUCUGUGUUCCAUCCAGAUGCCAAUCCUGCCCUAAGGGCACCAACAAUUGCAGCAGCUGGGUUAACUUCAAUUGUUUCUUGUAUUUCAGGAAGCAUUAAGGCACAUACUGAUUAUGUUUGCAAAGCUAAAUCCUGGUAUAAGAUAAAGUUUUGGCUCCUCUGUUCUCUGUCUUCCAGAAUGAUCCAGAUGAGGAAAAUGCUGUAUUUGGAUCUUCCUCUGAUGAUGGGAUUCAUCUGCUAGACUUCUACCCAGACUCCACCUCAGCAUGCCAUGUGGAUUUCAAGUGAGCAAUAUCCAAAUCUAGUUAUCUACAGUUAUGAAGUUAUAUAGGCAAUUGAUCCCACCAUAAAGAUCACAUCUGUAUGUUGAGUCAGAACAUUGCUUAUCCAUCUGUUUUGAUGGCGUGACCUGCUUCAUGAGUGGAUCAACUGAUUUUUGCUUCAGGUGACUCUCAUGAUGGGGCCUACCACUUGCAUGCUUGUCCCACAGGUGACUCAUUAGCAGGAAAGAGGGAGAUGCAUUUUCUACACAAGGGCAAUGAGAGGAAUUUCAGCCUCAAGCUUUUAUUGAUAAAGCAAGAUUUUCUGCAUUUGCGUGUUUUUGUGGAUCGUGACAUGUAACAAACUACUCGUGAAAUUCCUGCAAAUCCAUGUACUGAAAAAGAGUACAGGGAAGAUUUUCUGUUUCUUUGCUUU